GACGCUCCUCUCGCCGGGCUGCGCUCGAUCAACCGAGCAUCCACCGCGCCUCCAAAUUGGUUUGUCAUUUCUUGACUCUCUCUCUCUCUCUCUCUCUCUCUCUCUCUCUCCCUCGCUCUCUCGCUCGCACCGUGUUGACCACGCUCCUCUGCUCCGCUGCGCCCUGCGUCUGUGGACUUCAGCAGAAGUCAGUAAGAACAUAGAGGCAGCCGACAAAGAUAAAGAGAGAGAGAGGAAGGAGAGGGAGGGAGUGAAGGAUACAGACUGACGGAUAGAGAGAGAGAGAGAGAGAGAGAGAGCGAUACGCCUCUGUCCUCCUCCAGCACUUCACUGGACUUAGUGCAUUUGGAAGGACAUGUUACAUCCUCCCGUGUGAGCGCUCAUCGGGAUACUAAGCACGCAGCUAUUGGUUUAUUACACCUCCAUCCCCAAUUUUUUACCCACGUCUUUUCUUUUCUUUUUUUUUUUGUUGCGGCUCCAGGAAGAAAGCACAGACACGGAGUGGAGGCGCCAAACCCAGUGAAUUUAUUCAUCGACAGGAAUUUUCUAAAACAAGAUCUACGCCGUUUUGGGACUGUAUAAAAGAGCGCAGAAAGGGUUAUUCCUGACUCCUCUGUGCGCUGGAUGUGUAUAUGUAUAUGCGCCUACAUCGCUGCGACUGCUGAUACGGACUACGACGUCCAGCCGCCAUUGAGAUGUGACUCUCUGGGGUUUCAUUUCACUCUGACGUAGCGAAGCACACGAUCACAGGUCUGUAUGGUGUCAGGAGCAUUGAGCUGUGACAGAAACAGCUCACCACAAGAGCGUCUGAGCUCAGCAGGGAGAACCUCCAUAUCUACAUCCAGGUCAACCUCAGACGUCAUGUGGAUCAGAUGCCUGCUCUUCGUCUCCACCCUGUUUGCUCCCAUAGCAUUAGUCUCCGGCCGUGCCCCCAUCCCCAUGGCGGUGGUGCGCAGGGAGCUGUCCUGUGAGUCCUACCCGAUUGAGCUGCGCUGCCCGGGAACCGAUGUCAUCAUGAUAGAGAGCGCCAACUACGGCCGCACCGACGACAAGAUCUGCGACUCGGACCCCGCCCAGAUGGAGAACACGCGGUGCUACCUUCCCGACGCCUACAAGAUCAUGUCACUCAGAUGCAACAACCGUACCCAGUGUGCAGUGGUGGCUGGGCCUGACGUCUUCCCUGACCCCUGCCCGGGCACUUACAAAUAUCUGGAAGUCCAAUACGAGUGUGUCCCAUAUAAAGUCGAACAAAAAGUUUUUCUGUGCCCCGGCAUUCUGCGCGGGGUCUACCAAAGCGAGCACCUCUUCGAGUCGGACCACCAGUCGGGCGCUUGGUGCAAAGACCCUCUGCAGGCCUCGGACAAGAUCUACUACAUGCCGUGGACGCCGUACCGCACGGACACGCUGACAGAGUACUCGUCUAAGGAGGAUUUCAUCGCGGGGCGUCCCACCACCACCUACAAGCUCCCGCACCGCGUGGACGGGACCGGUUUCGUGGUCUACGACGGCGCGCUCUUCUUCAACAAGGAGCGCACGCGCAACAUCGUGAAGUUCGACCUGCGCACGCGCAUCAAGAGCGGCGAGGCCAUCAUCGCCAACGCCAACUACCACGACACCUCGCCGUACCGCUGGGGGGGCAAGUCGGACAUCGACCUGGCGGUGGACGAGAACGGCCUGUGGGUGAUCUACGCCACGGAGCAGAACAACGGGCGCAUCGUGGUGAGCCAGCUCAACCCGUACACGCUGCGCAUCGAGGGCUCGUCGGACACCAGCUACGACAAGCGCUCGGCCUCCAACGCCUUCAUGAUCUGCGGCGUCCUGUACGUGGUCAAAACCGUGUACGAGGACGACGACAACGAAGGGACAGGGAACAAAAUCGACUACAUGUACAACACAGACAAGGGCAAGGAGAUGACGGUGAACAUACCCUUCCCCAACUCGUACCAGUACAUCGCUGCAGUGGAUUACAACCCGAGAGACAACCUGCUGUACGUGUGGAAUAACUACCACGUGGUCAAGUACUCGCUGGACUUCGGCAACAAUGACUAUCGCCCACCUCCCAUGUUGCCUCCCAGCCGAGGAGGAGGAGGAGGAGGAGGAGGAGGAGGAAGUGUAGGAGGAGGAGGAGGCUCAAUCGGCGGCGGCGGCGGUUCCUCCUCUUCAUCCACCAGCCGCACCACCACCACUCGUUCACCUCCCUACUACACCACCCCGCGGCCCCUCCUCACCACCUCCCCCGGCCAGCGCUAUCGAACCACCACCACGGUCCGCCAGCCCGUCCUGAAUCCCGCCGGGGGCUCGUCAUCCGACACCAACCAGAUCCCCGACACCAACCAGAAAGCCGGAGGACGCUCUCCUCCGGUUCAGGUCCCUCCGGCCGCCGCUCCUCAGCCUCCUGUCCCGCCCCCACAAGACUUCUGCAGUCCGAGGGUGACGGCGGACAUAUCGUGGCCCCGGACGCAGCAAGGCCAGACUGCCAAGCAGCCGUGCCCUGUGGGGACGCUGGGCGUGGCCACAUACGUGUGCGCGGCCCACGUGGGCUACUGGAAUCCCAAAGGCCCCGACCUCAGCAACUGCACGUCACCAUGGGUCAACCACAUCAUGCAGAAACUCCGCUCGGGUGAAACAGCGGCGAUCGUGGCUCGGGAGCUGGCAGAGCAGACCAAAGGGCUUCUGCGUCCGGGUGACGUGCCGUCCACGGUGCGUGCUAUGGCACAGCUCGUGGAGCUUCUGGAUGUACAGCUGAGGAACCUCACCCCGGGGGGCAAGGACAGCGCAGCCCGCAGCCUCACUAAGCUUCAGAAGAGAGAGAGGUCCUGCAGGUUUUUCACACAGGCUAUGGUGGAGACUGUGAAUAAUUUGCUGCAGCCGCGAGCCCAAGCGGCCUGGAGAGAGCUGCCCACCAGCGAGCAGCUGCACUCGGCCACUCUGCUCCUCGACACCGUGGAAACCGGCGCUUUUAUGCUUGCCGACAACCUCCUCAAGACGGACACUGUGCAGGAGACCACUGACAACAUCCAGCUGGAAGUGGCCAGGCUCAGCACGGAUGGGAACCUGGCCGACCUGACAUUCCCUCAGUCAGAACUACACGGAAACUCCAUCCAGCUGUCAGCCAGCACUCUUAAACAGCACGGCAGAAACGGUGAGAUCAGGAUGGCCUUUGUCCUGUACAGGAACUUGGGUUCCUACCUGUCCACAGAGAACGCCAGCGUCAGACUGAGCAGCGAGGCGGUCUACCCUAAUUACUCUGUGAUCGUCAACUCCCCGGUCAUCACGGCGUCCAUUAACAAAGAGAGCAAUAAGGUGUACCUGUCUGAACCCGUGGUCUUCACUGUCAAACACCUGCAGCAUUCGGAAGAGAACUUCAAUCCCAACUGUUCGUUCUGGAGCUACUCCAAGCGCACCAUGACGGGAUUCUGGUCGACGCAGGAUUGCCGUCUCCUGGCGACCAAUCGCACGCACACCAGCUGCUCCUGCACGCACCUCACCAGCUUCGCGGUGCUCAUGGCCCACGUGGAGGUCAAGAAGGCAGACAGCAUGCACGACCUGCUCCUCGAUGUAAUCACAUGGGUGGGGAUCCUGCUGUCGCUGGUCUGCCUCCUUAUCUGCAUCUUCACCUUCUGCUUCUUCCGCGGACUGCAGAGUGACCGCAACACCAUCCACAAGAACCUCUGUAUCAGCCUCUUCAUCGCUGAGUCACUCUUCCUGGUUGGGAUCAACAGGGCCGAUCAGCCGAUUGCCUGUGCCGUCUUUGCGGCCUUGCUCCAUUUCUUCUUCUUGGCAGCGUUCACCUGGAUGUUCCUGGAAGGCGUGCAGCUCUACAUCAUGCUGGUGGAGGUGUUUGAGAGCGAACACUCCAGGACUAAGUACUUCUACCUGGCGGGAUACGGAGUGCCGGCUGUCAUAGUGGCCGUCUCCGCCGCAGUGGACUACAGGAGCUACGGCACCGACCGAGUGUGCUGGCUGCGUUUGGACACCUACUUCAUCUGGAGCUUUAUAGGCCCGGCAACGCUCAUCAUUAUGCUGAAUGUCAUCUUCCUCGGCAUCGCUCUUUAUAAGAUGUUCCAUCACACGGCCAUCCUCAAACCAGACUCUGGGUGUCUGGACAACAUCAAGUCUUGGGUGAUCGGUGCCAUAGCCCUGCUGUGUCUGCUUGGUCUGACCUGGGCGUUCGGGCUGAUGUACAUCAACGAGAGCACCGUCAUCAUGGCCUACCUCUUCACCAUCUUCAACUCUCUGCAGGGCAUGUUCAUCUUCAUCUUCCACUGCAUACUGCAGAAGAAGGUGCGCAAAGAGUACGGCAAAUGUCUGCGCACCCACUGCUGCAGCGGCAAGAGCGUCGAGACGUCCAUCUCCUCGUCCAGCAAGACGACCACGUCGCGGAUCCCGGGCCGCUACUCCACAGGCUCUCAGGUGAGCUUACCUGCCUGCACACCCGGACGCUACAGCACAGCAGACUCUCAGAGUCGAAUCAGGCGGAUGUGGAACGACACUGUGAGGAAACAGGAGUCUUCCUUCAUCACUGGAGACAUCAACAGCUCCGCCACGCUCAACAGAGUCUAUAACAACCCGGCCGUGGGCAUGUACAACACUCAAGCACCUUACCGAGACACAAAGGGCAUCCUGAACAACGCCAGAGACUCCAGCGUCAUGGACACCCUCCCUCUUAACGGUAACCACGCCAACAACUACAGCAUGGCCAGCAGCGAGUACUUGAGCGACUGCGUGCAGAUUCUGGACCGCAGCGGGGGCUACGGCACCCACGGCAACCACAAGGAGACGACGCUGGAGAAGAAGAUCCUCAAGGAGCUGACCUCCAAUUACAUCCCGUCUUACCUCAACAACCACGAGAGAGCCACCACGGAGCGCAAUCACAACUUGAUGAACAAGCUGGUCAACAGCAGCAUGGCCAAUGGAGGGAGCAUGGCAGGAGGCAGCAGCAGCAGCAGCAGCAGUGGAGUGAGCGGAUGCGUCGGCAGCGGUAAAGAGGACAACGGUCCCAUGGUGCUGGACAACCCCGCGGCGUUCCCGCAUGAGGAGAACCUCGGCCUGGAGAUCAUCAGAGAGGAGUCCAACGCCCCGCUCCUGCCUCCGCGGCCUCCUCCGCCAGACAGCCACCCGCCGCCGCCGCCUCCGCCCCACAGCUUCUCGCGGCCGAGGCGCAUCCCCCAGGAGACCAGCGAGAGCUUCUUCCCCCUGCUGACCAACGAGCACACCGACGAGCACACGCACUCGCCCAACCACAGAGACUCGCUGUACACCAGCAUGCCCGUGCUGACGGACCUCCCAGACGGCCAGAUGAACGGUUUAACGGACGGAGAGGAAGAGAGCUCGGGCGAGCUGCAGCCGUGUAAGAGCGCCACUGCCCCCGAGCUGGACGACGUCUAUUACAAGAGCAUGCCAAACCUGGGCUCCAGGAAUCACCUCCACGAGCUGCAGAGCUACUACCACAUGGGCCGAGGCGGCAGCGAUGGAUACAUGGUGUCCGGCAGCAAGGACGAGUCGGAUUCGUCGCCCGAGGAGCCGCCCAUAGACCCUUCCCACCUGGUCACGAGUCUAUAGAGCCAAUCAAGAGACUUCUAUCCCUCCCCCAGCCCACCUCUCACAUCUCCAACUCUCCAAUGAAAAACAUUCUGUGUCGCUGACUGACCGUGUGAGCUGGCCCCCCGGGCGCUGGGGUGAUGUAAUGUUUUUUUGGACAUUAACUAUGAUUCAUGACAAUAAUGUAAGAGAUGUCGCUGGUCAAAUGGGAGCGGGAACUGAAUGUAUUGUCAUAAAUGGUGCGGAGUGAAAGGGGCCGACCUGAGAGAAAGUGAACUUUGAACCCUUAGAAGGAGAGGACGAGGGAGGGAUUCUGUAAUUUUUCGCCCCACCUGUUACUUUAAUUAGGAUUCUUGGAUGGACAGAAGCCCUUUCAAGUUCCUCAGUAUGGACCUCUAGCAGAUCAUAGAAUAUAGCCUCCACUACCACCGACCACCACAGGGAAGCUGCCCACCCCC
Molecule: messenger RNA, 5999 nt
Organism: Labrus bergylta (ballan wrasse)
Lineage: Eukaryota; Metazoa; Chordata; Actinopteri; Labriformes; Labridae
Source: RefSeq, a predicted model, not a curated record